AUGCCCCCCAUCGAUCAUGACCACGACCACGAAGCAGGUUCACUCAAAAGUAUUCGCGAAGAAGGGGAACUUGAAGGACUAGGAUACAAACAAGAACUCCGCCGCAACCGCUCCGUUGCAACUCUCCUCUUCCAAUCCCUCGCCAUCGCCGCCAUCCCCUAUGGUGAAGGCAGUGCCCUUCUCAGCGCCGUCUACGGCGGUGGCCCUCUAUCAAUCUUCGUCGGAUGGAUAAUCGUCUGCUUUCUAGACCAAUGCGUCGCAAUGUCCCUCGCCGAACUCGCAUCCCGAUAUCCAACCUCCGCCGGACCCUACUACUGGACCUUCCAACUAGCAAAGUCCAACAAAACAACCAUAUCAUUCAUCAACGCCUGGAUCUGGGUCAUUGGGAACUGGACCAUCACACUAUCCGUGAAUUUCGGCUUCGCCUCCAUGCUCUCCGCCGUAAUAUCAAUGUAUCACCCAGACUGGAGCGCAAACAGCUGGCAACUCCUCCUUAUCUUCUACGCCGUCUGUCUCGGCUCCCUAGCUAUCUGCACCUUUGCAAAUCGCUACCUGCCCCAAGUAGAUACAGCCUGCGCCGCCUGGACAGCCGUAACAAUCCUCGUGAUCCUCAUCGCAACCUCCAUCAAAGCCGACGCAGGCCGCCACUCCGCCUCAUACGCCCUAUCCCACUACGACAAAUCCUUCGCCGGCUGGGGCGGCUUCACCCUAUUCAUCGGCCUCCUCCCAGCAGCAUAUACCUUCUCCGCCAUAGGCAUGGUCUCAUCAAUGGCAGAAGAAUGCCCCCAACCCGCCGUCAAGGUGCCCCGAGCAAUCGCCCUCGCCGUGCCCGUCGGCUUCAUCGCAGGCCUCUUCUUCAUCAUCCCACUCUGCAUCACCCUCCCCCCACUAGAAGAAAUCAUAAACGCACCAGGCGGCCAAGCCCUCCCCUUCAUCCUGCACCGAGUAAUGGGCUCACCAGGCGGCGGGCUGGGCCUAAUCUUCCUCGUCCUAAUAAUAACCCUCUUCUGCUCAAUAAGCAUAACAGUCGCUGCCUCCCGCUCAACCUGGGCCGUCGCCCGCGACGACGCCCUCCCCCUCGCGAAACUGUGGGCAAAAGUCCACCCAACCCUCAAUGUACCCGUCUGGUCCCUGGUCCUACUAACCCUGAUCCAAAUGCUGCUCGGCCUGAUCAAUCUCGGCAGCACGAGUGCGUUCACGGCCUUUGUUUCUGUCGGCGUGAUUGCGUUGGCGGUUGCGUAUGCGAUUCCAAUCUCAUUGAGUUUGUUUCACGGGAGGGCGGAGGUCAAGCAUGCGCAGUGGAAUUGUGGGCGCGUCGUGGGCACGUUUGUUAAUGUGCUUGCGUUGGCUUGGAUUGCGUUUGAGUUGGUGCUUUUUAGUAUGCCGACUGCGUUGCCGGUUACGGCUGUUUCGAUGAAUUAUGCUUCUGUGGUGUUUGUGGGGUUUAUGGCUAUUUCGGCUGUUUGGUAUCUUGUUUAUGCGAGGAAACAUUAUAAUGGUCCUCCUGAGUCGGAUGCGUUGGGUUCAGAGUAG
This is a messenger RNA of Penicillium manginii, 1533 nucleotides long. Its product is annotated as putative amino acid permease. Gene Ontology annotation, cellular component: membrane. Gene Ontology annotation, biological process: transmembrane transport. NCBI's taxonomy places the organism in Eukaryota, Fungi, Ascomycota, Eurotiomycetes, Eurotiales, Aspergillaceae. Gene Ontology annotation, molecular function: transmembrane transporter activity. The transcript is spliced from 2 exons. The record is from RefSeq and is a predicted model, not a curated record. The coding region runs from base 1 to 1533 and encodes 510 amino acids.